AGUCGAUGGAUGAAUUCUGUUUCUCUUUCUCUCUCGAAAAAGCCAAAUAAAUGGCGGCUUAAGUUUCCCUCCCAUUUCAAAAUUUCCUCUUUAUACAAAAAAAAAACCCAUCUUUUCAAUUUCCCCGCUCUGAAUUCUCUCUUUGAUUUAUAUAUUUUUUGAAACGAUAUUUUUUUAUUUAAUCCAACGAGAUAGAGGAUUCCAAAAUAACUUCGUUUUGGAGAUUUAUUAUAAAUCUCAAUCUCCUCAAAGCUUUUCUUUUUCUUCUCUCAAAACUCAAGGCAAAUUUUUGCUACUAUCUUUCAAUGGAAACCGAAACGUGUUUGUCUAAAGUAACUAAAGAUGAUACAUCUCCUUCGGAUUCUUUGCUUUCUCAAGGGAAUCUUGAUGGGUUCCCUCAAGUUUCGCCUUUAACGGCCGAUUCUUUUAUUGGGUCUUCGUUAGUUUCCCCAAUGACCGUUGAUUCUCUUGAUCUUGAAACCAUUAUGGAAGAUGUCCUCGAAGAAGAAACCGUAGCCAAUCCUCGUUUGCCCGAGGCAGUACCAUCUCCUACUGAAUCUGAGCCGUCUCAGCAUCUAGCUUUGGUUCCUUACCUUUCUAAGAAACCCGAAAACAGUCAAGAAGAGGAAGCGGAAUAUCAUUACAGAUGGCCUUAUAGUAAUUAUAAUUCUCUUUGUAGCGGGCGACAUUUGGCGUGUGAUCAGUUCUGUAGUCGCAGAGAGAACGAAUUCAAAGCCCCUGGAUCUGGGUAUUCGACAUGUGCCCCAUGGUGCUCAACGCCACUGUCUCCUAAAGAAGCUUCUAGAACUGAAACUGAACCAACCGGAGUGGGUGCGGGGCUGGAAAAUUUGGGUAACACAUGUUUUAUCAAUGCUGUGUUGCAAUGCUUUACUCAUACGGUUCCAUUUGUUUUGGGUCUUCGCUCUUUGAAUCAUCAUGAGAAGUCUUGUGAUCCCAAUAUUAAUAGUUUUUGUUUACUUUGUGCUCUUCACGAUCACAUUGAGCUUUCGUUGAAAUCGUCAGGGGGAGUUGUGUCGCCUUCCACAAUUUUUGACAAUUUGAACUAUAUCUCAUCUUGUUUCCAGAGAUACCAACAGGAAGAUGCUCAUGAGUUCCUGCAGUGCUUGUUAAAUAAGCUUGAAAGCUGUUUCUCAGACUCAAAGCCUAAGGAUGAUUGUUUGUCCUCUUCAGAUGAUUGCCUAGUUAAGAAGGUUUUUGGUGGCCGUCUUGUUAGCAGGCUAUGUUGUUGCAAUUGUGGCCACAUUUCAUACAGUUAUGAGCCUUUGAAUGACCUGAGUUUGGAGAUUGAAGAUGUGGACACCCUUCCAUGUGCCUUAGAGUCUUUCACCAAGGUGGAAAAGAUAGAUGAUCUGGAGGCAAAGUUUAGGUGUGAGAAUUGUAAGGAAGAGGUGUCAGUAGAAAAACAGUUUAUGCUGGACCAGGCUCCUUCAGUUGCAACAUUCCACUUGAAGAGAUUUAAGACUGAAGGAACUUUUGUUGAGAAGAUUGACAAGCAUGUGGUCUUUCCACUAGAGUUGGAUUUGCAGCCUUACACUAUUGUCAAUCAGACAAGUAAAGAGGAACUGAAGUAUCAACUAUAUGCAGUUGUGAAGCAUUCUGGAUUCAGACCUACUUCUGGACAUUAUGUUUGCUACAUUCGGUCUUCUCCAGAUAUGUGGCAUAAGUUGAAUGAUUCUAGGGUUACUGGUGUUGACGAAGAAGCUGUGCUUUCUCAGGAAGCCUACAUUUUAUUCUAUGCUCGGCAGGGUAUACCUUGGUUUUCAAGUGCAAUAGAAGUACAAAAGCCUUGUGCAGACCCUGGUAUAGCUGAUUCUUCACCAAUUUCUGUUCUAGAUAACAUAGAAUGUGCUUCCAUUCCCCGGGGAGAAAAUAGUGCUGAUUGCAGUGUCAAUGAAUCUAAAGAUGGUACUGAUAAAACUUCAACUCGGUCCUCUUGUGAAACACAAUUUGAACUUGAGAUUGAUGAACCGUGUCUUGCUGCUGAGAGGAUUUCUGGACUGCCUGUUAAUGAAUCAGAAUUUCAUGUAUUGAAGUCCAUUGACACCAGAGAUGAUAAUCCAAUGAAUGGUGCUUUUAUACCACCAGAGUCAAUUAAUUGUUCUGAUGAAUUUGAAAAAAAUAUAUUUACUCUGUCUCAUCAUGAGGAAAAGAACAGCAAUCAGGGUGUUGAUGAAGCUACAAAUGAUAGUAGUUUCCCUUCAAUGCCAUCGAGAUCUCAAUGUUCAGAUAAGUCAUGUCAGAGAGACCCUUCAGGAUGUGGCCCUUGUGCUCAUUUGAAAGAAGAGAAGCGAGGCAUUCAUCAAAGAGCAGUCAACAGGCCUGCGAUGGAUCAAGGAAGAAUUGAAGCAAUGAGAUAUGCCAAAAGGAUGCCUACUGGACGAGGUGCUAAAUUUAUGGCUCUGCUGGCUUCACAAACUACAGGUAAAAUGAAGAAAAUAACAGGAUCAUCUCCUUGCAAAAGGGUCUGCCCUCGCCGCAGACACAACCAAAAUCUUAUGCGCCCAGUUCCUGUCUCACGCUGAACAGUUUGUCACACUUUUUGCUUAAUCCAAUUGGUCGGUUUUCGAACAUCACAGAGCUAAAGCAUGGCGUAUGUGAAGUUUCAUCGUAUCUUUUAUGCGCUGUAUUUUGUAUAAUGGCGAAAAGGGUUGCUCUUGCACUGGUUUAUUUUUACUUCUCAGGGAAAAUGUGAAGCUCAGGAUUUUCAAUUUUGUUUGGUAAGUAAAUAUUAUGGGUUUUUAUAUGGUAUAUUUUUUUAGUAAGAA
Molecule: messenger RNA, 2786 nt
Organism: Durio zibethinus
Lineage: Eukaryota; Viridiplantae; Streptophyta; Magnoliopsida; Malvales; Malvaceae
Biological process (GO): protein deubiquitination
Cellular component (GO): cytosol; nucleus
Molecular function (GO): cysteine-type deubiquitinase activity
Source: RefSeq, a predicted model, not a curated record